AUGAUUUCUUCGUUUCGACUCUUGACACUCAGAGUUCUAGAUAAUUUUAAACCACGAAAGCGCUUUUUCUCUUUAAAUGUUCCUGUGGCAUCUGUAAAUUCAGAUCUGUUUCCAUUUUUGAUAAUGAUAAAGCAAAUAUAUGAUGAACAUAAAACAGAGAUAAAGCAAAUAUAUGAUGAACAUAAAACAGAGAUGAAGAAAUUAGAAAAGAUUAUACAAAAAUCAGAUGAGUAUAAAGAAGAGAUGAUACAAAAAUUAGGUGCAAAGGAUGAAGAGAUGAUACAAGAAUUAAAUGCAAAGGAUAUAGAACAUAAAGAAGAGUUACUUAAAUUAUUAGUGAAACAAAAGGAUGAUGAAGCCGAAUUAGUUGCACGUUCAACAGAACUAUUUAAACUUCGAGGAAUCUGUAAUAUUAGAUCAGCUUUAGAUUUUAUUCAAAGCGGAGAUCCUCUCGGGUCACGUGGAACCGAUGAUUAUUUGGUAGAGAAUUUGAAUUUUAAAGAUCUACGAUUUAAAAAAUGCCUAGAAGAGACGUGUGAAAUGAAUAAUGUUAAUGUAGAAGCCGUGAAAAAAUGUAUUGGUGGCCUAUAUCACAACUCAUCAAAAGAACUUGAUGGCUAUGGCAAAAUUGUGAUUUAUGCAAAGGAUUGGGCGGUAAAUGAGAUAAUUGCCUUGGGUCUCAUUUUCAAAUAUUUUCGUGUUCCUUUCGAAUAUUGGAAUGAGAAUGAACAA
Scutellospora calospora is the source of this 732-nucleotide messenger RNA. The record is from the annotation of a GenBank genome assembly. Lineage: Eukaryota; Fungi; Glomeromycota; Glomeromycetes; Diversisporales; Gigasporaceae.